UUCCUGUGCGCCCCCGACUGUCUGCAUGAUCCGUGUGCUGACUGACUGGUUUUGAUAUAAGAUAUCUUUGUGUGUUAUUAUUGAGUGAAGUCAAGAGUGUUCAGAAAAUAAAAUAACUGUCGUGAUGGCUGAAGCGAUUCAGAAGAAACUACAGUCUGAAUUGGAGAAAUAUCAACAGUUGCAAAAAGAUGUCAGCAAAAGCAUGUCAGCAAGACAGAAGCUGGAGGCACAGUUGACUGAAAAUAAUAUUGUUAAGGAGGUGGACACUACAGUCUUCAAAGACAAAGGGCAGCUGGCUCUAACAAGGACAGAAAGAGAUGUGGAAGGCCCAGAUACAACUAAACAAGAGGAUAAGUACAUCAGAGUCUCUAGUUUGAGAAAUAGAUGCCUCACAUGUCCUCAGCUGACAGCUUCAUUGAAUUCUACUCACUCAACACCAGUUUCAUGUACAACAGUAAAGAGAAGACUCAGGGGUGCAGGCCUUAUGGGAAGAAUUGCAAAGAAAAAGCCACUUUUGAAACAGAAAAACAAAAAUAAAAGGUUAGAGUGGGCAAAGAAACACAGACAUUGGACAACAGAUAAUUGGAAAAGAGUGUUAUGGAUCUUAACCCCAUUGAGCUUUUCAAAUUGUAAUAGUCAUUUUUCAUGUUAUUAAUGUCGUGACUAUACAUUGUGAUCAGUUGAAUGCCACUUUGGUGAAUAAAAGUACCAAUUUCUUUCCAUAUGAGCAAAAUCUUUACAUUAUUCCAAACUUUUGGCCGCCAUGUGUAGUAUGUUUACCACAUGCCAUUUUGAUAUUCCC
Myxocyprinus asiaticus (Chinese sucker) is the source of this 802-nucleotide messenger RNA. RefSeq names its product prefoldin subunit 6-like. The transcript is spliced from 3 exons. Lineage: Eukaryota; Metazoa; Chordata; Actinopteri; Cypriniformes; Catostomidae. Gene Ontology annotation, biological process: DNA transposition; DNA integration; chaperone-mediated protein complex assembly. Gene Ontology annotation, molecular function: protein-folding chaperone binding; DNA binding. Bases 125 to 655 code for a protein of 176 amino acids. The record is from RefSeq and is a predicted model, not a curated record. Gene Ontology annotation, cellular component: prefoldin complex; cytoplasm.